Messenger RNA from Miscanthus lutarioriparius, 501 nucleotides. The record is from the annotation of a GenBank genome assembly. Lineage: Eukaryota; Viridiplantae; Streptophyta; Magnoliopsida; Poales; Poaceae.
AUGAGCCGACGGGCGGCGGCGGCGGCCGGCGGCCGGAAGCUGGCCCAGCACGUGAGCUGGCUGUGGCGCGGGCCACGGCGGGCGCUGUGCGCGGCGCGGGACCUGUACGUGCGCAGCCUGACCGGCUGCGCGGGCCACCUCCCAAGGGACGCCGCGUUCGGCUACCCGACCUUCGCCGCCGCGCCGUCCUUGAGCGGCUUCGGCUCCGCCGCCUCCUCGCGCCGCUACUCCUCCGCCUCCGACGCCGACGAGGACCUGCGGGAGCUCAUCCGCGCCGCGUCGCAGCGCCGCGCGGCCGAGCUGGAGCGGCAGCGCCACCCGGCCGCCGUGCCGAGGAGCCACAGCGUCGCCGGCGCCAUGGCGCGGAUCGACGAGGACGGGCCCAGUGACUUCGCCUCCGCCGCCGCCGCCGUCGUGUUGUUCCCCAGGAGCCGGAGCUGCGCCCCCGGGACUGGACGGGUCGCUGGACGCAGGGGCAGGGUCGCCGCUCUCGCCGCCUGA